AUAUCUACACAAGUAUGAAGACAGUUGAGAGGAAUAACUGACGAUCCAGUGAGACGACGAUAAACUCUGAUGUGGAAACGUAUGUUGUGGUUCACUGGAGAUACCUAAAGUCUGAGGAACUGAAGUCAUCUGAUUAGUUUUGGACAUGAAAUAUCGAGCUGUUUUGCAGUUCAGUGCAGUAAUUGUUGUACUCCUCAUAACAUGGGGGAUCUCCAAUAAUUCAUUUGAUGUAAACCAGACAGCAUUAAAUAUUUUUGUUUCAGAAGAGCCUGUAGAGAAGCCAAAGUGCGGCCUCUCCAGAGCAUGUCCACUGGAUAGUUUUGCUUUACACGUCACAAGUGGAGCAGCCACUGUUGUCGGGCCAAAGAUUUGCUUCGAGGGUCAAAUAAUCAUGAGUACUGCACUGAAUAACGUAGGAGUGGGACUGAACAUUGUAGUGGUGAAUGGUGAUUCUGGAUUUGUGGAAAAAGCUUCGUAUCUCAAUACGAAAUUUGGAGUCGCAGAAGACAUUUUGGCGUACCUGAAAGAAAUUAAACCUGGAAGGAUUGUCUUGGUGGGAACAUUUGAUGACGUGACACCGAAACUGACAGACGAAAUGAGGGAGAUUUUUGUCAGGAUGGGAAGCACUUUGAUCAAGUCUUUAAAAAGCAAAGACAGCUGGGCAUUCGCUGGAAGAGCAGGAACACGCAACAAAAGCCUGUUUGAAAAGCUCGCUGUUAACAACGCGAACACAAACAUUUAUGAAGGAUGGCCGGCGAUGGUGUCGGUCAGUGGCUGCUUUCCCAAGAACACAGUAACAGAGAAACCUUAAACUGUCAGGAAGUUUAUAGUAAAAA
Messenger RNA from Sphaeramia orbicularis (orbiculate cardinalfish), 836 nucleotides. Its product is annotated as protein FAM3C. The transcript has 8 exons. Bases 146 to 811 code for a protein of 221 amino acids. The record is from RefSeq and is a predicted model, not a curated record. NCBI's taxonomy places the organism in Eukaryota, Metazoa, Chordata, Actinopteri, Kurtiformes, Apogonidae.